AUGCGAGUGCUUCAUCCACUCAGUCUAAUUCUAAUACUUGUUUUAAAUCGCCUCCUCUGCUCCUCCUUCACUCUUCCCACGAAGUUUAAGAAACCUCCAAUUAGUACCGAACAGGCCAUUCGUUUAUUGCACAAAUAUGGUUAUUUGAAUCCACCGGAAAGAAUCAACUCUGGAGACCCGAUUCCUUCUGGACUUAGCAUCUUUUCAAGAAGAGUACAAUCUGAUAUAAUGGCGAUGACAAAUCCGAAUAAACUCUACCGUGAGGCAAUCGAGACGUUCCAGAAACGAUAUGCUCUCCCCGUUACCGGGAGGUUAGAUGGUAGAACUCUCGAGUUGCUCUCUUCUCCCAGAUGUGGAAACCCUGAUAUUAAAAAAAGUGAGAGUUCCAGCCAAUCGGAGCAAAGGUCAGAGGGUCUUCGAAGGACGAAAAGGUAUCUUAUCGGUGACCUCAAAAUGCGGUGGACUAAAAAGAAGUUAACUUGGCAAAUACAGAGUUACCCAACACAUCACCUGAAUCGGUCUCAAACCCACGCUGUCUUCCAACACGCUUUCAACAAGUGGUCUAGUGUGGCAGAUUUGGACUUCGUAGAAGAAAAGAAUUACUACAAAGAUGCUGAUAUUAUCAUUAAAUUUGGGUCACGAAAACACGGCGAUUCAAUUGCAUUUGAUGGACCAGGAGGGGUUCUGGCUCACGCUUUCUACCCGAUGCCGGAGCCUGUCUAUUCACUGGCUGGAGAUGCCCACUUUGACGACGAGGAGGCUUGGUGGGAUGGACCACAUAAAGUGUAUCGAGAUUUGCUGUCAGUGGCUACUCAUGAACUGGGGCACAGUAUGGGGUUGGGCCAUUCUUCAGUUCAGACCUCUAUCAUGUAUCCCUACUACAUGAGCAAUUGGAAACGCGUGGAGCUUGACAAAGACGAUAUUGCUGGGAUGCAGAAGAUAUAUGGUGCUCCUAAGCCCGGCAAGAAACUUCCUGAUAUUCCCGACCUACCAGAUAUUCCCUCUAUUCCUGAAACAACGACUGUAAAACCAGAUUUGACAAAGCAGAUCGACUAUUGCAACACCAGUAUUGAUGCAAUAAUAGAAGUCCGUGGUCUAGAAUUGUACAUAUUCCAUGGAGAGUAUCAAUGGCGAGUGACAUGGUCCAAAACUGUGUCGAACUGGAUUUCCUACCAACUGAGAGAUGGACCGACAAAAAUUGCCUACUACUGGAAUGUACUGCCACCUGAUGUCGACUAUGUAGACGCGGCUAUUGAAAGACCUGAUUCUCUCAUUUACAUUUUUAGAGACAAUAAAUUUUGGCUACUUAUCGACAAUAAACGACUGGCUGGCGAUUGUCCAAUUACAGGCCUUCCUCUGACAAAACUUGGACUUCCUGCAAGCCUAAGAAAAGUCGAUGCCGUUUUCAAAUGGGAUGUCAACAAGGAAUUCUACAUAUUCGCAGGUGAUCAGUACUGGCUGCUAGAUGUAAAAGCUUUCCCUCCAUUCGGAAAAGUUGCCUCAUCUCCAGAUUAUCCAAGGCGAAUAAAAGAUACUUGGCGAGGAAUACCGACACCAGUCUCCUCUGCAUACACUACUCUCAAUGGCGAAACGUUAUUCUUUCAUGGAUCUAAUUAUUAUGCAUUCGACAAUACGGCGAUGAGAGCAAGGAAAGGAUACCCAAAACUUACAAGGCUAGGCAUAAUUGGAUGCCAAGAAAAUUAG
Messenger RNA from Rodentolepis nana, 1704 nucleotides. NCBI's taxonomy places the organism in Eukaryota, Metazoa, Platyhelminthes, Cestoda, Cyclophyllidea, Hymenolepididae. The record is from the annotation of a GenBank genome assembly.